Messenger RNA from Megalops cyprinoides (Indo-Pacific tarpon), 2131 nucleotides. Its product is annotated as EF-hand and coiled-coil domain-containing protein 1. The transcript is spliced from 8 exons. The record is from RefSeq and is a predicted model, not a curated record. The coding region runs from base 39 to 1934 and encodes 631 amino acids. NCBI's taxonomy places the organism in Eukaryota, Metazoa, Chordata, Actinopteri, Elopiformes, Megalopidae.
CAGACUACAUUAAAGGGGGGUUUUCUCUUCUUUCAGUGAUGGAUAGUUCUCGAAUUUCCAAAACAAAUGGACCUCAAACGUUAAUUCGAGCGUCGCGCAAAAGUGAAUGGCUCCGAAGUGCCUUAGCCCACUACUACAACCCGGACCCCGGCGUGGAGAACGAGAUCGUGGUUCUCGCCACCGGGAUUGACCAGUACCUGCAGGAGGUUUUCCAUCAUUUAGCAUACUACAACGGCGACGAUCUCGUUUCUGAGGAGGAUUUCAGACUGCUGUGCUCCGUCCUGGGAAUUUCCAGCCCCGGCGAGGGCGGACCAGGCAAGGCUGACGGAGAGGAGGCGCGGGACGUCUGCGCCGGGCUGCCCCGCGAGCUGCGUUUCAAGGAGUUUCACAGGCGCCUGUGUGGCUAUUUCAGCGUCCGCGCGCCCCACCAAACUACAGUCGCGCGCCUCCCGGUCGCGGAGGAGACGGAGCACGUCGAGCGCGAGAUCAGGCUGCGAUGGCCGCGGGUGCGAAGGAGAAAGUGUGUCAGUUUCGACCUGUCCGGUGACAUUUACUCGGGGAAGCGUCCAAUGCGCAGAGCGGGGUCUUUGGUAAAUGCCAAAAAUCGCUUUGAAGAGAAGGAUGAUGAGACAGACUCCAGUCCACAGGGGGCAGCGCUGCAGCAGCUGGAGACAGAGAACGCCAGCCUGCGAGAGCUGGUGGAGGACCUGCGCUCUGCCCUGCAGGGGAGCGAUGCCCGCUGCCUGGUCCUGGAGGUGGCGCUGCGUCGCCAGAGUGGGGUGCCCACCAGGAGGUCUGCUGCGGAGAGGAGAGGGGAAGCCGGAGCAGCCCGUCCUCCCAAGGCAGAAUGGGGCACGAGGGGGACCAGGGGCCUCCAACGGGAGCUGGAGAUUAUUCGCGCGUCCCGUGACGGCCAGCUGGAGGAGGCCAUGAGGUUCAACCAGAGGCUGGAGGAAGAGCUUCGUGUGGCCUUUGAGGAAGGGCGCAGGCUCGAGGAGGCGGUGACCUGGCUGCAGAGGGAGAACGGGCAGAUCAAGAGGAAGGCGGAGGAGGCGAGGACUGCCCUUGCCAGGGGGCUGGACCGGGUCAAAGAAAUCCAGGGACUGGCCCACUUGGUCCCCACACUGCAGAACAGGGUCCAGGACCUGGAAACUGAGUUGCAGGGCCUCAGGAACCAGCGCACCUGUAGAACUGAACAGGAAAACCAAGAGGUUCCCCCUGCCAUGGCCUUUGAACCUCUUCUGAGACACCUCCCCACGGACGACGAGUCCUGCAUCAGAGGAGAAGAGGGCCUUCAGAGAGCGGUAGAGGGCCGAGCAGCAUCGGACGAGGAAGAGGAGGAGCGAGGGGGGGAGGAAGUGCAGUGUUGUCUGCUGGAGCUGAAGAGGCUGAUCAACAGGCUGCACAGCUGUUCUAAGGGCUGUCAGAGCACAGCUGCUCGUCAUCUGCUCGCCCCACGGGCCUGUUGCUGUGAAAGCGUCCCCAGUGGCAUCUCGGUGUCAGUGGAGACCAGGGGGCGGGGCCACAGGGGCUACGGCCACCUGGAGGAGAGUGGGCUGGAGAAGAUGGUGUGCUCACUAGAGAAAGAUCUCCAGCUGAAGCAGGAAGAGGUGGAGAUGCUAAGGUUGGAGAUUCAGAUGGUGGAGACAGAGAGAGUCCGUCUGUCUCUCCUGGAGGAGAAACUGACAGAUGCACUGACAUUGCUACUGCAACUGCGCACCAAGAACAUUUCCCGCAGAGCUCUGGGGAAGAUUCUGAUGGACAUGCUAGAUGUCUGCUGCAAAAAUGGGCAUGGCCCCUCCCACGGCCUGCAGGUGUUGGACACUCUGUGUUCGCAACUCCUCUCCUGUGAGCUGCUGGGAGAGGAGGGGGGGUCUCGGACCAGCGCGGGCCCUCACCGAAACUCCGCCAACCCCCUGCUUAUUUCCUGCUGAGAGCAACCUUCGCUGGCCCCUGUCUUGGGGUCAGACAGCCCAAAUCACACCAGAUCUACUAAUGGAGCUGCUCGUUCAGCUGCUGGGUGUGAUGGUGCAGCCAGGGGGGACAAAGCGCCGGUUGUAGACGCAGGCCUUGGGGACAAGCAAAGGACAUGAACGAUACCAUGCCUUCAAGCCUUGAGUAAUUACCUCUC